Messenger RNA from Marchantia polymorpha subsp. ruderalis, 2088 nucleotides. Lineage: Eukaryota; Viridiplantae; Streptophyta; Marchantiopsida; Marchantiales; Marchantiaceae. The record is from the annotation of a GenBank genome assembly.
GUCGCACGGCCUCUGCCUACAGGGCGUUCCGCCAUAGCGACCGAGCGUUGGGGAGGGAGCGACUGAGCGCGCACUCGAGCAGAAGACGAUCGAGAGGUCGGGGGCCGAAGGUCGAGCGAAUUUCGGACAAGAGCGAAAUUGAAUAUCUCCAGGUGUCCAGCGCUUCGGUCAGCGCUCCAAAGCCCUCCUUGCUUCGAUAUUUGUAGGCGGGGAAUUGCGCAAUCAUGGCUCACGCUGCCAUCUCUCGCCCGGCGCCGAGAUCAGCUCUGUGCCUCGCGAAUCCGCAAGAAUUGUCCAGGAAUUUGCUCCUCGGGCCCCCCGACUGCCGGAGCGCCACUGCGUUCGAGUCCCGACGCAUUCCGCCAGUGGACAGUGCUCUUCUAGUUCGCAAGAAUUCGAACCGCCGGAAUCUUGGGGGUGGCAUUCGCUUCGGUGCAGAUGGAUGUCGUCUCGGGCGCAAGAUUGCUCGGACUGCUGAGUUGAAUUCUCACCGCGGCGUUGUUUGUCUUGGAAGCGCGUCUGGACGCGAAGGAGAGUUCGGUGGGUACUUUGUGAACGAGCUCCCAUUACCCGGGGCAUACGAAGGUUUAAUCCGGAGGCGAGCUCUCAAAAUGGCGACGAUGGCAGUGCCUCGUGCGCUCAUGGAAGAUACAACUGGUGACGAUCAUGGUGCUGGGGAUUUGGAGCGAGCGCAGCAAUCUGAGUACGGAACAUUUGGUCCCAGUGGUGACGAAAAAGCCUUCGGAGAUUCUCAGAAAGAUCUCACAGUUGAACCUUCAUCUGGAUCAUCUGCGUUUGUGAAAUGGGACUCAACAACAGCUCGCCUGGCUGAUUCAGCUACAGCAGCCUUCUUGCUCCUUCAGCUUCCUCAAAUUCUCUUGAACACACAAAAUUUAGUCGCUGGAAAUUAUGCCGCGCUUUUUGCCGUCCCGUGGAUGGGUCAGUUGACAGGUCUUCUGGGAAAUCUAUCUCUUCUUUCUUACUUUGCAAGCAAGCGGGAAAGAGGUGCGAUGGUGGUGCAAGCUGUCGGUGUUGUGUCAACUUUAAUAGUGCUCUUGCAGCUGGCGAUAGCAGGAGCGAUGCCUGCCGUGGCCUUUGCUGUGACAGGAACGGCCGUCGUCGUCGGACUCAUUCUCAACUUCCUAAAUUAUGUCAACAAAUUGAGUCCGUCCGUAUGGAGACUAUGGGGAGAAGUUGUGAGCAUCGGGGGAGUAACCGUUUUGCCACAGGUUAUGUGGUCUACAUUUGAACCUUAUCUCCCACACAGUGUGUUACCUGGUACAAUGUUCGGCAUCUUGGCAGUCACCAUGAUUGCCCUGGAUCGUUUGGACAAACUUCCAGCCAAAAUUCGCAACGUAUUAGGAGCCGUGGCUGCCUGGACUGCAACCCUGUUAUUCAUGUGGGCACCAGUUGCGCAGUGGUGGACAAAUUAUAUCAACCCUGCCAACAUCAGAGGUCUGUCAGUUUUUACUGUUCUACUGGCUAUGGUGGGGAAUUCGUUACUGCUGCCUCGCGCUCUUUUUACACGCGAUCUCAUGUGGUUCACCGGAUCAAGCUGGGGAACCAUGCUGCAAGGAUGGGGAAUUCUGCUCAGUAUGUACAUGUGUCAAGUCAUCAAUGAUGUUACCUUCUAUGGAGUGAGCGCAAUUCUUGCACUUUGGCUAAGUUCUAUGCUGUGGAAUGACUCGAAAGCUUAUAAUCUAGGAUCGCCGUUCAAGCCACUUGUAGAGCUUAUAUCCGGCAGUCGUAGAUGAAUGAUAACGAGAUUGGUAUUCAGGUAGUAUCAAAAUAAACGAUCGAAAUUGUAUUCUUAGAGUUUUUUUUUUUAGAAAUUUUGUAGUAUUAAGAUCGAAAUGAUUGCCUUUUUGUCCAGUUUCGAAAUCAUGUCGCGAGAAGUAGUAAACUGUACCAACAUAUUUGUUAAGAAAACACUGUGAAAGCUAACAAUGGCUGAUGUCAGUGAAUAGUAUCUCUCAGCAUAGUCAGGAAGAGGAUACAAAUAUUUGACGGAUACCAAUUAGGUUUAUUCUAGUAUCGGAAAAUUAUUGAUUUUAUACGCUCUGUUGGCAAUUUUAAUUCUAAAUGUGC